Molecule: messenger RNA, 2739 nt
Organism: Fragaria vesca subsp. vesca
Lineage: Eukaryota; Viridiplantae; Streptophyta; Magnoliopsida; Rosales; Rosaceae
Exons: 16
Coding region: 1-2739 (912 amino acids)
Source: RefSeq, a predicted model, not a curated record
AUGGCCGCCUUCAUUGAGGGUUUGGCCAAAAGGUUUGUCACUGAUGGCUUGAAAGGGGUGGCAGAGAAGCUUGAACACCAAUCUGCCCCUGAUGUCAAACUCAACUCUGUUGCACCGCUCCCCUUGGAUGACGAAACUGCACACAAUUUAUGUCCCGAUAAAAGCAUGGAGGGAGCCCUUAAAUCGCAAGUGAAUCAUGCUUGUGUUCCUAGUGCUCCCCCAUUGUCAGUCAACUCUUCUUUGGAGAUUAAUGAAUAUGUUGUGGAGCAAAGUCCAAGUCUUGGUGCACAUGAAACAAUUCACACAUCGAGUUUGACUGCGUCCCUAAACACUUCCGUUACAAAAGAAACCGAAAUAAGUGAAUGUUCAGGCAGCAGUACAGUUCUCAAUACUAAUGAAAUUUCUCAGUCACCCAAAUAUCCUGUCAGAUAUAUUCAUCCCAUUGGAGGUAUAGUUCAGCUAGUUGCAACUGUAACAACUAGUUUGACAAACUUGAAAAAGGAAGUAGUUAAAGCAAUUGAGGGAGAGCUAGGCACAUGGGGUGCUGCAAUUUCUUAUGAAGCAUGUGUUAGGCUCUGCCUUCAUGCAUGGGCAAACCACUAUUCCACUGAAGUUCAUUGUUUCCUUGAGAAUGAAUGUGCACUGUUGCGUGACGCAUUUGGUUUUCCAGAUAGCCUUGGUGAUGAUUUAAUCAUAGCAGUUCAAGAUUCCAAACGACAGCAUUGUGGUCAUGCCCGAGCUCAAGUGUCUGCUAUUGCUGAUAAGCCUGGUGACAAGUUACGAUGGUGGCCUAUAUAUACCGAUCUAGAGCUUGAACCUGUAGGCAGAAUUCAGUUGUGCAUGGAGUAUUCCACAAAUCCAGAUGACAAUCAUCAUGUUAAGUUUGGCUCCAUUGCAGAAACUGCGGCAUAUGACUAUGUCUUCGUAGCUGCAGUCAAAUUUCAACAUUGUCAGCAAAGAAGCUUCUUGAUAGAUGGCCCUUGGAAUUGGUUACUGACUGAAUUCGCAUCUUACUUUGGAAUAUCCAAGGCAUACACAAAAUUAAGGCACCUUUCCUUCAUUAUGGAUGUGGCAACACCAACCAAUGACUGUCUAACCGUAGUACAUGAUAUGCUAUCUGAUAUACUGAUAAUGAAGGGAAAUAUCACAAAUCAGCUUAGUCCAUUGGAGAAUCAUAUGCUGGUGAAGAUUUUGGAUCAAGUAAACCAGACUCUUGCUUUGGUUUUCGAGAAUUACAAGUCACUUGAAGAAGAUUCGCCUUCAGGGAUGAUGAAUAUUCCUAAACCUGCCAGUGGGUUGGCGGCACCAGCUUUGGGACCUGCAUUCCAGCUAUACUCCCUUCUGCAUGAUUUUUUGUUGAGUCCUGAGGCGCAAAUGAAACUCUGCAGAUAUUUUCGUGUUGCUGCAAAGAAGAGAUUAAGAAUGCACUUUGUGGAGACAGAUAACCUCAUUCUAAGCAGUAAUGAUGGCACACAGAAUGAUUCCGUCACUUCUUAUCAGAGGAUGAAUUCUCUGGUCUCGAGUAUCAGAAAUGAAAUUCUCACUGAUUUAAGAAUCCAGAACCAGAACAUCCUCCCAAGUUUUCUAGACCUUCCAAAUAUUUCUUCAUCCAUAUACAACGUUGAGCUCUGCAGUAGAUUGCAUGCUUUCCUUGUUGCAUGUCCUCCUUCAGGCCUAUCACCUCCAGUUGCAGAACUUAUUAUUGCAACAGCCGAAUUUCAGAGAGAUCUGUCCUUGUGGAACAUCAAUCCUGUAGAUGGUGGAGUUAAUGCUAAAGAAUUGUUUCACUCGCAUAUAGUUUCAUGGAUUGAAAACAAGCAUCAAGCUUUGCUUGACAGGUGCAAACAAGAUAAGGAAAACUGGUCUGAGAAAGAAACACAGAAUGAGACAACUCCGUUUAUUCAUGCCACUUACAACCAGCUGAUGGACACGCUCCAUGAAUAUGAGAUCAUCAGUUCUCACUUGCCGAUGUAUACAUCUGCUUUGGAGAUUGCUAUUGCAGAUGUUGAGAAUGCAGUUGCUAAAACUUUGGAAAGACGCUAUUCUAAUGUUUUAUCACCACUGAAGGACAAUCUGAGAAACAAAGUACUAGGCAACAAGUAUCUCAAAAAGUUAUCCAACCAAACCAUUGAGACUUAUUCUGUCCCAGCUGAGGUAGGAAUAGUUUUCAACUCCAUGAAAUGCAUGAUAGAUGUCAUGUGGCCCAACAUAGAAGCCAAGUUCGAGUCUUGGCUUCCUUGUGUAGCUGAUGAUGGAUACACCAGGGGAGAACAUCUCAAUGAUGCAACUGUACUCCUGAGAACCAAAUACAGGAAUUACCGACGAGCAAUUGUGGAGAAGCUUGCAAAGAAUGCUAGAGUCCAGGCAGCAACAAAGUUGAAGAACAUUAUGCGAGACUCGAAGGAAGUGGAAUCAGAGGUCCGAAUUAGAAUGCAACCUUUAGAGGAUCUUUUGCAAAAGGAAAUAGAUAAUCUCAGUACUGUCGCCAAUCCUACUGUUUGCGUAGAAAUCUGCCACGAAUUUUGGGAUAGGACAGGACAGGAUGUCCUGCGUCUCUUGGAAGAUAGGAGGAGCAGAUCCUGGUACAAAGGCCUCCGUGUUGCAGUUUCUAUCGUGGAUGACAUAUUUGGCUCGGAAAUGCAAAGACUGUGCAGGAACUCAUUGAAAGAAAGAGACAUGGCGCCACCCGAAUCAAUAAAGGAAGUACAUUCCAUUCUUGAUCAGGAUGCUGCAAUAUAA